Nomascus leucogenys (northern white-cheeked gibbon) is the source of this 6509-nucleotide messenger RNA. RefSeq names its product serine/threonine kinase 38 like (gene STK38L). The record is from RefSeq and is a predicted model, not a curated record. Lineage: Eukaryota; Metazoa; Chordata; Mammalia; Primates; Hylobatidae. Gene Ontology annotation, molecular function: ATP binding; protein serine/threonine kinase activity. Bases 1597 to 3009 code for a protein of 470 amino acids. The transcript is spliced from 16 exons. Gene Ontology annotation, biological process: peptidyl-serine phosphorylation; intracellular signal transduction.
AUAAAGAAAAUGUGGUAUAUGUACACCAUGGAAUACUACUCAGCUAUAACAAAGAACAAAAUAUUGCUAUUCAGCAACUUGGAUGGUGCUGGAGGCCAUUAUUCCAAGUGAAGUAACUCAGUAAUAGAAAACCAAAUAUGUAUAUUCUCACUUAGCAGUGAGAGCUAAGCUAUGGGUACACAAAGGCAUACAGGGUGGUGUAAUGGACUAUGGAGGCUCAGAAGGGGGAGGGUAGGAGAGAGUGUGGGAUAAAAAACUAUGUAUGGGGUACAAUGUACACUACUCGGCUGACAGGUUCACUAAAAUCUCAGGCUUCACCACUAUACAAUUCAUCCAUGUAACCACAAACCACUUGCACCCCAGAAGCUAUAGAAAUAAAAUAAAAAUAAAAUCCCUUCCAUAGCUGAAUAAAACAAAAUAAAAUGUCUAUAUAUUGAAACUGGGUCACUCAUAUGUUGCUGGUGAGAUUGUAAAAUGGUACAACCACUUUGGAAAACUGUUUGGAAGUUCCCAAAAAAACAAAACAUGCCACUACCAUAUGGCCCAUUGCAUUUCUGAGCAUUUACCCUAGAGAAAUGAAAGUGUAUGUUCACACAAAACCCUCUACAAGCAUGCUCAUAAAAUUUUUAUUUUAUUUUAUAUUAUUUGACAAAUAAUUUUAUGUAUUCAUGAAGUACAUAGUGAUGUUUCAAUGCUGAUAACAUAUAAUGAUCUCAGAUCAUGGUAAUUAGUGUAGCCAUCGUCUCAAACAUUUAUCAUUUCUUUGUGUUGGGAACAUGUAACAUCCUCCUUCUAGCUAUUUGAAACUAUAUAAUAUUGUUAUCUGUAGUCAUCUUACAGCUCUAUUAGAAGUUAUUCCUCCCGUCUAGCUGUAAUUUUGUAUCCUUUAACAAAUCUCUUCCUAUCCUUCCCUUCCGUGCAUAGCAGCUUUAUUCACAAUAAACUGUGGUACACAUUUACCAUGGAAUACUACUAAGCCAUGAAGAGGAGUAAAACAUUAAUACUUGAAACAACUUGGAUGGGUUAUCAGGGAAUUAUAUUGAGUGAAACAAGCCAAAUCUCAAAGGGUUACAUACUGCACGAUUCCAUUUAUUUAACUGAUACAGUUUGGAUACUUGUUCCCCCAAAUCUCAUGUUGAAACGUAAUCUCCAGUGUUGGUGGUGGGGCCCGGUGGGAGGCAUUCGGAUCAUGGGGACAGAUUCCCUCAUGGCUUGGUGUUGUCCUCGUGAGAGUGAGUGAGUUCCCAUGAGAUCUGUUUUUUUAAAAAGUGUGUGGCACUUACCCUCCCACUCUCUCUCUUGCUCCUGUCUGGCUGUGUGAUGUACCUGCUCCUGCUUCAUCUUCCACAUGAGUAAAAGCUCCCUGAGACCUCCUCAGAAGCUGAGCAGAUGCCAGCACCACGCUUGUACAGCCUACAGAACUAAGUGAAAGUUAAGAGAAGUCUGAAGAAGUCAGUUCCAAGAAAGGAGUUAAAUUAUUCAGGAAUAAGAACACUGACACCCUGAGAGUUCUCACAGUUCGUAAGUGGCAGAGCCAGAAUUUAAAUCCAGGGAGUGUAACUCCAGUCUCUCACUCAACAGUUAAAACUGGAUAUUAUGGGAGUUUCCGUUACUAUGGCAAUGACGGCAGGGACUACAACAACCUUUCCUAUGAGCAACCAUACCCGGGAAAGAGUGACUGUAGCCAAGCUCACAUUGGAGAAUUUUUAUAGCAACCUAAUUUUACAGCAUGAAGAGAGAGAAACCAGGCAGAAGAAAUUAGAAGUGGCCAUGGAAGAAGAAGGAUUAGCAGAUGAAGAGAAAAAGUUGCGUCGAUCACAACACGCUCGCAAAGAAACAGAGUUCUUACGGCUCAAAAGGACCAGACUUGGCUUGGAUGACUUUGAGUCUCUGAAAGUUAUAGGAAGAGGAGCUUUUGGAGAGGUGCGGUUGGUCCAGAAGAAAGAUACAGGCCAUAUCUAUGCAAUGAAGAUAUUGAGAAAGGCUGAUAUGCUUGAAAAAGAGCAGGUGGCCCAUAUCCGAGCAGAAAGAGAUAUUUUGGUAGAAGCAGAUGGUGCCUGGGUGGUGAAGAUGUUUUAUAGUUUUCAGGAUAAGAGGAAUCUUUAUCUAAUCAUGGAAUUUCUCCCUGGAGGUGACAUGAUGACAUUGCUAAUGAAGAAAGACACCUUGACAGAAGAGGAAACACAGUUCUACAUUUCAGAGACUGUUCUGGCAAUAGAUGCGAUCCACCAGUUGGGUUUCAUCCAUCGGGAUAUUAAGCCAGACAACCUUUUAUUGGAUGCCAAGGGUCAUGUAAAAUUGUCUGAUUUUGGUUUAUGUACGGGAUUAAAGAAAGCUCACAGGACUGAAUUUUAUAGAAAUCUCACACACAACCCACCAAGUGACUUCUCAUUUCAGAACAUGAACUCAAAGAGGAAAGCAGAAACUUGGAAGAAGAACAGGAGACAACUGGCAUAUUCCACAGUUGGGACACCAGAUUACAUUGCUCCAGAAGUAUUCAUGCAGACUGGUUACAACAAAUUGUGUGACUGGUGGUCUUUGGGAGUGAUUAUGUAUGAAAUGCUAAUAGGAUAUCCACCUUUCUGCUCUGAAACACCUCAAGAAACAUACAGAAAAGUGAUGAACUGGAAAGAAACUCUGGUAUUUCCUCCAGAGGUACCUAUAUCUGAGAAAGCCAAGGACUUAAUUCUCAGAUUUUGUAUUGAUUCUGAAAACAGAAUUGGAAAUAGUGGAGUAGAAGAAAUAAAAGGUCAUCCCUUUUUUGAAGGUGUCGACUGGGAGCACAUAAGGGAAAGGCCAGCAGCAAUCCCUAUAGAAAUCAAAAGCAUUGAUGAUACUUCAAAUUUUGAUGACUUCCCUGAAUCUGAUAUUUUACAACCAGUGCCAAAUACCACAGAACCAGACUACAAAUCCAAAGACUGGGUUUUUCUCAAUUAUACCUAUAAAAGGUUUGAAGGGUUGACUCAACGUGGCUCUAUCCCCACCUACAUGAAAGCUGGGAAAUUAUGAAUGAAGAUAACAUUCACACAUAACCAAGAGAACUCAGGUAGCUGCAUCACCAGGCUUGCUUGGCGUAGAUAACAAUACACUGAAAUACUCCUGAAGACGGUGGUGCUUAUUGACUACAAGAGGAAAUUCUACAGGAUUAGGAUUUCUAAGACUACUAUAGGAAUUGGUUGGCAGUGCCAGCUGGCUCUUUUGUUUAAUAUUUUAUUAUUUUUGUUAACUUUAUUAUACGAAGGUACUGGAAUAAAAGGAACAGACAUCCCUUUCUAACUGCACUGCCUACAUGCGUAUUAAGGUCCAUUCUGCCUGUGUGUGCUGUGGCUUUGAACUGUAACACCUCUAAUCAAUUCAGGAGAAACACAUAUCAUUUAAAGCAACAUAGGCUAACCUGUAGGUAACACUGCAGUAUUGAUGUUUUACUGCAAAUCUUCUGGGUCUAGAUAAUCAGUAAAAGCCAUCUUCCUUAGUUGGUGUUAGAACAUUGCCCUAUUGGUUUGGACAUCUGUAGAAUAUAUAUGAAGACAAUUUCUGUAAUGGUUUUAAGAGAUCUAAAAAGAAAUUUCACUGGUUCUUUACAAAAUAGAAUUUAUCAUCAAGUUAUUACACAAACUUCACAGUAAGGAGUGACAAGUUUAUAAUAAGGAAGAGAAAGUUUAACACCUUCACUCAAGCACUCCACUAAUAUAUUUGCGUUGCAUUCAGAAAUACUGAUGACCUUUAUAUACAUAGUCUGUAUACUCAUAGGGAGAUGUACUGUAUUAUAUAACAUGUAAAGUUGAUUUUCUUGUGACAAGAGGACUUCUUUUUUUAACAAGAGGACAUGGCAUUAUUUUAAUUUGAUUAUGGUGAGUUGAAUUUAAGAAAUGACCAUGAAGGCUGCUUGUAGAAUUAGUGUAUUUUUAUUAAACUAUUUUUUUAAAUGUCAAACUUCUAUCAUGUAAAUGGACUUAUAGAGAACAAAAAGCUAUUUACUUUGGUUUUCUAGAAAGUUGUUACAUAUCAUGGCUGGUUAACUUUUAUUUCUUUUGAUGAAAAUUUUUCCUUUGAUAGUACUUGUAUUAUUGUGCCAUUAUUUUCUUAUGCUCCAAAUGUACCAAAGAUCUUGAACAGAGUGGAUGUUCACAACUGAGUAGAAUUUUCCUUUCCUGUGGGCGUGCUGUAUUCAGACCUGACAGAUCUGUGAUAGAGGUCAGCUUAUUAAAGGGCAAUAUUGUUCGUGUUUUUAGCUACAUCACUGUGGUGAAUAUAGAUGGAAUUAAGGAAGUAAAUGCAGGCCAGGGGGUUGUGAUGAGAGGAUAGGGGAGAUAAUAUCAACAUCAAAUUCUUUGGAUAUCUCCCUAAGAAUUAAAUAAUCUUUUCUAGCUUAAUAUUUUAAUUCUAAUUCAAAGAACUCUCUGAGGUUUUGGUUUCAUUAGCAAUAGUUGAGGAAUAAUAUACUAGCAAAGAAUGGCCUAAUGUUUGUCUUAACUGUUAAUGGAUGAAAUUUUUUAAAGAUACAACCAUGAUAACCAUUAUAAAUGAUCUAUGAUCAAAAUCUAGAGUGAUGAAUUAUUUGUAGGAAUGUCUUCCUAAUGGGGAGAAUUGCACAGGAGCAUUGUGCAGAUCUACAAAAGCUUUUGUCAGUGUUGCUGCUAGGUAGCUCCACAGCGUGUUCAUGAGGCCGUCCUGCUUCCCCCAACUCCCCCAUUUUUGGUUUGUUUCUUUUUAAAUAUUUGUUGAGUACUUAGGUGUGUAUCUAACAGUUCACUUCCAUUUUUCUAGUCUGGAUUUUUUGAGUAUUCAGGAAAGAGAGCUAUUAAAAACUCUGGGGAUUUCUCAAUUUGACUAACUCUAAUUUUUCUAAUUAUAACUGCCUUUAAUUAACAUAAUAUUAACUUCUGCUGAGGUUUAUGAGAUUUUCUCACCCCACAUUGCUCUCCUUUUUUUAAAAAGGACUGUUUUGCUAGUGUGAUAAUGAAUAGGUAAGAUAUGAAAUAAUUGCAACAUUGUCUAGUUCUAGUAUGGUAACUAUACUUGAAAUGGUAUUGAAAAAUACCAUUAAUUCAAAUUGACAGAGAUUGAUAAAAAGAAACUGAUUUACCUAAGUUUACUUUUUAAUUGCAUAAUAGAGCAUUUUUUGUUUUGAGUUCCCUCAUUCUUAUUACCAGAAAGAGCUUGCAAAUAGUUUUACUUUCUUGGCACUGGAAGGGUAGUUCUGGAAAGCUACUUUGUUGAGAGUCUCAUUCUUCCCUGGAGUUAAUAGAGUGAUUCACAAUCUUUGGGGUUUUCUCCUCAUCAAAAGCAUUUCUUAAGUGCCUAUCUAAAAGCAAUUAAAGACUGUGUCUGCCCUUUGGAAGCUAAGAAUUUGAUUCAUGAUGCAAAUUAACUAGAUAAUUUGCAAAGUACCCUUGAGAUUGAAUUUUCUCUAUUAUACAUUUCCCGUAUUUCAGGUGAAUAAUUUAAUUUAAAUGACAAAACUCUAGUCAACUGGGCAUAAUGACAUUUUCUUUAAAUUAGACUCUAUUUUGAAUUAAAAGAGUUUUAUUAUAAAUUGUGUGUUUUUGGUUUUUCUAAGUAUAUAGAAAGCUUGUAUAAUUCAGAUUUAUCAAUUUCCUGAUUUAAUGUAGACUUUGACUUUUUUAUUAAAAACCUUUGUAUUAAAGCAAGUUAUGUUAUUUUUCUUUUAUGCAUUUAUUACUAACAUAGCUUUAAAUCUUUAAAUGUAUUGAAGCAUUGUGCUGUCUGAAAAUAAGGAAUUGCUUAUAAACCAGCCACUUCUGAAUACAAUAUAUAGCUGAUUUAAUAAGCUAGUUAAUGAAUGGAAAAUAAGUGUGGAGUAUUAAAAAUGUUCUUUGGUUGGUAAGGCCUAAGAUAGGGUUUCAUUUAUUUCUAUACUUUUUCUGUUUUUUAAACACCUGCAUAUUUUUAUGUAAAUCUCUAAAAUAUUUUAAGUACAUUUAUUUUUGGUGUUUUAUUGUAUAAAACCUUAGACAAUCGGUCAGUCAGUCUUUACUGACAGGAGCAGCAGCUAUCUGUCUUUAGCUGAUCUACAAAUACAUGAAUUGAGAAUUUAGUCCGUGGAGAUCCCUGGCUACCAAAUAUAUUCUCCUUUGAAUUGUUAAAAUUCAGAACAUUCAAAAUAACUGUAUUGCUACAACCAUGAUUAUUUUCCUGUUGUGUUUAUUUAAAUUUACUUUCUCUUUAGAAGUGCACUUAUUUCUGAAAAAUCUUAAUGAAACAAAUGCUUAGAACAAAUAUAAAUAUGAGACACUUGGGACUACUAGAGAUAUUUUAGAUUUUUAUGAAAAAACUGUGAGGGGAUAUUGCUGCUUUAAAAAGGAAUAAAGUAAUAAAAAUAUAUCUGAGCUAUUUUUUUAAAGCAAUAUAAUUCAGCAAUUGUCUAGAAAAGUAAUCAUGAGGCUACUGAAUUUGGUGUUCAGUUACUGAGUUUCAAAAAUGUUUUGGUGGCAUGAGGACAAAAUUUCAUUGAAGGUAAGAUAAGAAUAAAAACUAUGUUUACAAAA